Priapulus caudatus is the source of this 918-nucleotide messenger RNA. Its product is annotated as cullin-1-like. The transcript has 6 exons. Gene Ontology annotation, biological process: protein ubiquitination; SCF-dependent proteasomal ubiquitin-dependent protein catabolic process. The record is from RefSeq and is a predicted model, not a curated record. Gene Ontology annotation, molecular function: ubiquitin protein ligase binding. The coding region runs from base 348 to 896 and encodes 182 amino acids. NCBI's taxonomy places the organism in Eukaryota, Metazoa, Priapulida, Priapulimorpha, Priapulimorphida, Priapulidae. Gene Ontology annotation, cellular component: SCF ubiquitin ligase complex.
ACUUUCUUUGCAAGAUGGAGGUGGGGCAGCAUGAAGAAACUUUGUUGGUCUGUGCGCUUGUGCUGUUGUUGAAAGUUUCACAAUAUAUGAUUUCAACGAUGAUUGGCACAAAUUAUUUCAACAAUGACCUUCUCCAGGCUGGAACUGGUUAAUUUUAAUCAUAUCUGACUAAUUUUUAUAAAUUUUACUAUAGGUUAUAUAUCAGAAAUCAAAAGUUUGAAAUCGAGGCUGGCUGUUUUUUUUUUACUUAUGUACAAGGCUGGUACAUUGAGUGUUAGUAUCAAUAAUCAUGGAUUUUAUGCUACUGUCACUAUUACCAUCAAAUUUUAUAGGAUGGUGUUGAUCUAAUGGAUGAAGAGGUGCUCAGGUUUUACACAAAGCAGUGGGAGGAUUACCAGUUCUCUAGUAAGGUACUCAAUGGCAUCUGCAGCUACCUAAACAGACACUGGGUGCGACGGGAGUGUGACGAGGGCCGCAAGGGAAUAUAUGAGAUCUAUUCACUUGCUCUAGUCACUUGGAGAGAUAACUUUUUCAAGCCACUAAAUAAACAGGUUACCAAUGCGGUGCUGAAGCUGAUUGAACGAGAGAGGAAUGGAGAGACCAUCAACACACGCCUCGUCAGCGGGGUCAUCAACUGUUACGUGGAGCUGGGUCUCAAUGAGGAUGAACCGAACAGUAAGAGUGGCCAGAACCUGUCCGUCUACACGGAGCACUUUGAGAAUGAGUUCCUGCAGGACACGCAGCGCUACUACCUGAAGGAGAGUUCCGAGUUCCUCCUGCAGAAUCCCGUCACGGAGUACAUGAAGAAGGCGGAGACAAGGCUGUUUGAGGAGCAGCGCCGGGUGCAGGUGUACCUGCAUGAAGAGACCUACGACCCGGCUCGCUGCGCACCGUAGCGAGAAGCGUGCUCAUCGUAAA